Messenger RNA from Nymphaea colorata (pocket water lily), 833 nucleotides. RefSeq names its product transcription factor PAR1-like. NCBI's taxonomy places the organism in Eukaryota, Viridiplantae, Streptophyta, Magnoliopsida, Nymphaeales, Nymphaeaceae. Gene Ontology annotation, biological process: regulation of DNA-templated transcription. The transcript has a single exon. The record is from RefSeq and is a predicted model, not a curated record. Bases 111 to 383 code for a protein of 90 amino acids.
CUCGUUCUCUUUCUCAUCUCCUGCCAUUCCCACCUUCCUCUUUCCUUCUCUCCAUUCCCUACCUUCACUGCCCAACAUCUCUCUCUCUCUCUCUCUCUCUUUCUCUCUGUAUGGGGAGGUCGUUGAGAACGUGCAGCGCCGGCGGCCAAGUAUUUGCCGGAUCUCGGUACAAAAUGUGGCCGAGGCGACGCUGUGUGACCGCAAAAAGGAAGGUGGUACAGGAAAAGUCGAUCCAGGUGAAAGUGAGGAAGCUUCAGCGGCUUGUGCCCGGCGGCAGCGGGCUACCGGCCGAUCGCCUUUUCACGAGAACCGCAGAUUACAUCUUGUUCUUGAAGAUGAAACUCGGUGUCUUGCAGGCGUUGUCCAAGAUGUACCAGCUAUGAAUCCCGCACCAGACAAUCUUUUGCCUUUUCCUUGUCCCAUCAUGGAAGGCCUUCAUUACCACCAAAUGCUGCUGCUUCUGCUGCUCUUUCCCUCUGUCUCUCCCACUUUGGCUGGUUUUUGUACAUUGGGUACAUCUAUUUUCCCUUCAUUUUUUCGUUUUCUUUUAGGAUACUUUCCUUUCCUUCUUUUUCUUUUUUUUUCUCUUUCAGAAGAUUUUGAUAGUGGGGGCAACGGCUUGUUAACAAUGGUAACAUGCAGGACAAAAUGUUCUUAGGUUUUUUGUGAGUUUCAGUCUGGAGAUGAAUUGAGGCUCAUUGAUUUGGACUUGAGAACAUUUUGGUUCCACUAGGAAUAGAUCUCCACAUUGUCAUGGAUGUCAAACCAACAUCUUGUAAACUUUUCCUUAUCUUGGAUUUUCAAAUAAUAAUAUAGUUUCUCCCGUUAUUACA